This is a messenger RNA of Striga hermonthica, 1080 nucleotides long. NCBI's taxonomy places the organism in Eukaryota, Viridiplantae, Streptophyta, Magnoliopsida, Lamiales, Orobanchaceae. The record is from the annotation of a GenBank genome assembly.
AUGGUGGCCGGAAGUUCGAUUCAGCCGCGCUUAAUCUCCACUUUCCUUACCGACGGCCGAUUGAUCCAAUCGAAAUCUACUCGUUCACUUCAGCACAUCUACAAGUUCAACCCAGGAAAAGGCCAUGUGUCUAUGCAAAUGUCAAGGACAUUUUCCGGAUUGGCCGAUUUAUUAUUUAACAAAAGGCAUGUUUCCCAUUCCAUAAAUACAGAAGAAUCUGCAGAUGGCAAACGUAAGCGUUUAAAGCCCGGGAAAGUAUCUCCCCGUCGGCCAGUUCCCAGUCACAUACAAAGACCUCCGUAUGUUGAUUCUGAGAUACCACCUGGAAUCGGGAGUAAGCCUGAAAUACACGACGAGAAGGGGAUAGAGUGCAUGAGAGCAUCAGGAAAGCUUGCUGCCCAAGUUCUUCAGCAUGCUGGGACUCUGGUGAAGCCAGGUAUCACAACCGAUGAAAUUGAUCAAGCAGUUCAUCAAAUGAUUAUCGACAAUGGCGCAUAUCCAUCUCCUCUCGGUUAUGGUGGCUUUCCAAAGAGCGUUUGCACAUCGGUGAACGAAUGCAUUUGCCAUGGAAUCCCGGAUUCACGUGUCCUAGAGGAUGGCGACAUUAUAAAUAUUGACGUUACAGUUUAUCUUAACGGUUAUCAUGGUGAUACAUCAGCCACUUAUUUUGUUGGAGAGGUUGAUGAAGAGGCCAAAAACUUAGUAAAGGUAACUAAAGAAUGUCUGGACAAGGCAAUAUCUAUUUGUGCACCUGGAGUUGAAUAUAAACGAAUCGGGAAGGAAAUACAGGACCUUGCUGAUAAGCACAAAUAUGGAGUCGUGGAGCAGUUUGUUGGCCAUGGAGUCGGAAAAAUGUUCCACAGUGAUCCCGUGAUUCUUCAUUACAGGAAUAAUGUUCGUGGGCGGAUGUUGUUGAACCAAACUUUCACCAUUGAACCAAUGCUGACAAUGGGCAGCAUAAAGGCUGUUAUGUGGGAAGACAAUUGGACAGUGGUAACUCGGGACGGGAGCCUUUCGGUUCAAUUCGAACACACCAUCUUGAUCACAAAGGACGGUGCCGAGAUUCUUACACAGUGUUGA